UCUCGAGGAAAUCGAUUCUGUUUAUUUCGGAAUUAAUUAUAGUCACGCCGAGGCAGGCGAAGUCAAAACAAAAAUGAACACGGUCAAUAACCGUGCUCUUCUGCCAUAUUUCCAUUAUGAAUAAUUUACCGAUUAUGCAAAUAAUUUGACCUAGUGUUAUAAAAAUAUUGGACUUUAAGUAUUACUUGUUCACGCGGUUUUGCUUCUGUGUUAAGUAAAAAAAAUAAGACAAUGUAAUUUAAAUAAAACACUUAAUAAGAUUAGUUAAAAAGAUUACUUCAAAAGUUAGCUCCAACUUAUCCGAAAUAAAAACAAAACAUUUUAAACAUUUAAGUUUCUUGAGACCAAUAACAAGAUUGUUGUGAAAUAACUGGUGAGCUGCACUUUUACAUAUUCUGAGUGCGAUGUCCACGCAGGGUGAACGUGUUGUGAAUAUUCAGUGCAAAAAAGAUAAUAUUUUCCAGUUCCGCACUACUAAGCCUAAUAAAAUAUUCGAAGGAAUGGCUUCCGAUAUGUUCAAGCAAUUCUUUCUUCUUUUGCGGACAUACUUUGAUAUGUUUAUAGACUUUGUAUUCUCAUUAUAUUGGGAGAGACAGAGACAACCAAUACCAGGUUUAGAAAAGAAGCAUAGUAUGCUUUCUGAAAGUGCUGUGGAUUUAGCAUCUAAAAUACGUAACAAACAAUUAACAUCAGAGGAACUGGUGCAAGCCUGCAUUGAAAGAAUAAAUAUAGUUAACCCAAUACUCAAUGCAGUCACAGACGAGAGGUUUGAAGAUGCUUUAAAAGAGGCGCGAGAGGUUGAUAAAUUGAUUGAAGCAGGACAGGCCGACUUUGAGAAACAACCAUUUCUUGGUGUGCCGUUCACUGCAAAGGAGAGCCAUGCGGUGUGCGGCAUGCUGCACACGCUGGGCAUCUCGGUGCGGCGUGAGGUGCGCGCUCAGGAGGACGCGGAGUGCGUGCGCCUGCUGCGCCUCGCCGGAGCCAUACCACUCGCUGUCACCAACGUGCCCGAGAUCAACAAGUGGCAGGAGACGCGCAACAUGGUGUUCGGUCAGACCUGCAACCCCUACCACACGGGGCGCACUGUGGGCGGCUCCAGCGGGGGAGAGGCCGCGCUCGCCGCCGCCCUCGCCUCCCCCAUCUCACUCUGUUCCGACAUCGGAGGCUCGACGCGUAUGCCGGCCUUCUACUGCGGUCUGUUCGCUCUCAACCCCACCGCCGGCACCACCAGCCUUAAAGGAUCGGCGCUGCGUUCUGGUCGCGAGCCGACGAUGGCGUCAAUCGGGUUCCUGAGCAAGCACUGCGCGGACCUCGCCCCGCUCACCCGCCUCGUGCUCACAGAGACUGCGCGCGCGCACCUACAGCUCGACACACACCAUCAUAUCAAGGAUAUAAAGAUCUUCUACUGCAAGGCGGCGCACGAUCUGCGAGUCAGUCCGCUAGACAAGGACAUGCUGCAAACUAUGGACAAGGUGGUGGCGGCGCUGAGAGAGGACACGUCCGCGGAGCACCCGCCCCGGCCCUACCAGCACCGCGCGCUGCGGCACAUGUUCACGCUGUGGCGGCACGGCAUGGCGCAGGAAGCCGACAGCUUCCCCACUCUGCUCACCAACAACCAGGGACACGCCAACGGACUCCUUGAGCUACUCAAAAAGGUCGUGGGCGUGUCGAGGUACACGCUGGCGGCCAUCCUGAAGCUGCUGGACGAGCAGGUGCUGCCUCCAGUGGACCGCGACUGGGCCGACAGGACCACCAGGGAGCUCAGGGAGGAUCUCCUUAGCACUCUGGGCGAGGAGGGGGUGCUGUUGUUCCCGAGCGCGCCCGCAGCCGCGCCCUACCACUACACCCUCUACCUGCGCCCCUUCAACUUCUCAUACUGGGCCAUAUUCAACGCGCUCAAGUUCCCGGCAGCACAGGUGCCUGUGUGUGUGAACAGCGCGGGGGUGCCGCUGGGGCUGCAGGUGGUGGCGGCGCCGCGGCGGGAGGCGCUCUGCCUGGCUGUGGCGAACCACCUCGAGGCACGCUUCGGGGGCUUCGUCCCCCCCUGUACCCUGCAUCCUGCAGCAUGACCUGCCGCACUGACUGACUGCUGACUACAUCCUCAUUGUUACCACAAAGGUUAUAGUUACUGUUAAAGCUUGUUAACACUUAGAAAAAAGGGUUAAAAUAUAUUGGGUUUUACUGUUACUUUGGAGACUGGUACAAUUUAUAGUAUUUACAUAUGAACAAAAAGUGAUUGUAUAAAAUAGUUUUUUAUAUUUAUUUCUAAAUUUACAUAUAUAUAUUAUAUUAUGAAAAUUAAAAAUCUAAUUUGAUGUGUACUGUGAUAUGAAAGUAUUGAACUCAAAUAUUAGUAUCGUGAUCUGUGAUUACUCUCAAAUAUUGUAUUCAUAAAGUUUUUCCUAUUACUUUUUCUUAAUAAAAUUUUAUUAAAAUAUGAC
This is a messenger RNA of Papilio xuthus (Asian swallowtail), 2441 nucleotides long. Its product is annotated as fatty-acid amide hydrolase 2. The record is from RefSeq and is a predicted model, not a curated record. Gene Ontology annotation, cellular component: endomembrane system. The coding region runs from base 405 to 2069 and encodes 554 amino acids. The transcript has 12 exons. Lineage: Eukaryota; Metazoa; Arthropoda; Insecta; Lepidoptera; Papilionidae.